AUGGACGGCGAUGGUGCGCCCGAGCGCGAGCCGCUUCUCCGACCCAAUUCGGACGCAGAGAACCAAGCUGAGCGCGGCGUCGCGAGCGUAGAGCCCAAGCGCCCGUUGCCCGCUCAACCGAAACAAGAACCGAAGCGCCGCGCGCUGCUGAUCGGUAUCUGCUACGGUGAAUGCGGGCCACAGGAAGAUCUGGGCGAACUGCAGGGCCCACACAAGGACGUGACGGCGAUGCGUUCGCUUUUGAUCGACCUGUAUGGCUACCGCACGAAGGACAUUGUCGUCAUGAUGGACCGAGCAGACGUCGAGCCUCAUCUUCAGCCAACGAAGGACAACAUCAAGCGCGAGUUGAAGGCCCUGGUGAAGGAUGCGCAGCCUGGAGAUCGCUUUGUCUUUACAUUCUCCGGUCAUUCGGACCAACGGGAACAAAAGUUGGAGGACAACCUGUUCCCCGAGGAGGACGGCAAGGACGAGAUCAUGUUGACAAUUGACGGCAAAGAAAUCCGGGAUAAUAAGCUGUACAAGACACUCGUGCGCCCUUUACCUCCUGGUGCCAACCUAUUUGCUCUAUUCGAUACCUGUCACUCUGGCACAAUGCUCGACCUUCCCCACCAUAACUGCAACGCCAUCUACGUACCAUGGCUUUCGAAGGGGAAGCGAAGAACAGGUACACUCCGCAUGAAGCAGAAUCGAGCUCUUGCAAUUGGGCCGACUUUGUCUGGAGGUCUCAGCAGCAACGCUCAGAUGCAGUCGAUUGCACAAGUCGUGGAACAACAGGACGUUCAUGCCGUAGCGAGCGUAACAGCGACAUCGUCAAGCGACUUGCGCAAGCUCACGCUCAACACUCGCGUACGGCCUGUAUCACUCGCGCCCGCGUCAAGGAUGCGCGGAUCAACCGGGCGUUCGCCGCUCACCAGCAUCCCGCACCCAAACUCCAUCAUCGGUGAUGCCUUCGUCUCCUCGCCCAUGUGCGAGUCUCCGGAUGCGACGCUUCCCUGUUAUGGCUUCUGCCCGUACGACGACAGGUGGAAGCACCAGGUUGCCAAUGUGAAGUCCUUAUCGGCGUGUACGGACAUGCAGCAGGCUUGGGAGGACUGGAAGGGCCGCUCGUUGAUCCCGCUCUUCUGCGAGUACCUCCGACACCGCGCCAGACAUCACAAGGAGGUCACUCACCACGACCUUAUGUCGCAUCUCAGCCACAAGAUCUACAAGAACUCCGUCAAACUUCAUGAAUGGACGCUGGAGCAAAGACGACGAGCACGAAGCGAAGGGAAGGAGCCACCGGACGGCGAGUUCUUGAACUUCCAGACGCCAGAGCUCAGCAGCCUGGCGAAAUUGGACAUGGACGACGUUUUCCUUCUCUAA
Molecule: messenger RNA, 1362 nt
Organism: Peniophora sp. CBMAI 1063
Lineage: Eukaryota; Fungi; Basidiomycota; Agaricomycetes; Russulales; Peniophoraceae
Source: the annotation of a GenBank genome assembly